AUGUCUGAACCAACAUAUGACAGCCGGGAGCCUAUCGCCAUUGUAGGCUUCGCAUGCCGCCUCCCCGGUGGUAACUACUCACCCCCACAGUUCUGGGAGUUUUUGAAACGAGGCGAGAUCGCGUACAACAAGGUGCCCGAGUCGAGGUUCAACCAUGCGGCUCACUACGACGGGUCUCUGAAGCCGAGGACGAUGCGCCAGCCGGGUGGCAUGUUCCUCAAAGACAUUGAUCUGGCAGACUUUGACGCUAAAUUCUUUGAGCUGUCGGCGACCGAGGCCACGGCCAUGGAUCCCGCGCAGCGGCAGAUGCUCGAAGUGGUCUACGAGGGCUUGGAGAACGCGGGCAUCCCGCUGGACAAGGUGAAUGGCCAAUCCGUCGGCUGCUACGUCGGGAAUUACGCCUCGGACUAUGGCGACAUGGGUGCCCGAGACCCGGAAGACCGGUCACCAGGACACGGGUUGGGGAUCGCGCGCACCAUUCUCGCCAACCGCAUAAGUCACUUCCUCAACAUCCACGGACCCAGCGUCACACUCGAUACGGCUUGCUCCAGCAGCUUGGUCGGCCUAGAUCUGGCCUGCCAGGCUCUGCGGGCGCGCUCGAUCGACACGGGCAUUGUGGCCGCUGCCAACGUCUAUAUGAGCCCGGAGCACCUAAUCGAUGCCGGCGGCGUCGGGGGAGCACACUCGCUCACGGCCUUGUGCCACACGUUCGAUGCCGCGGCCGACGGCUACGUCAAGGCCGAGGCGGUAAACACCGUCAUUAUUAAGAGGCUGUCGGAUGCCGUUCGCGAUAGGGAUCCCAUCCGUGCCGUGGUGCUCGGUACGUCCUCGAACCAUAACGGAAGGACGAUGGGCAUCGCCAGCCCAAGCGCGGACGCUCAGGCGAUGGCCAUUCGGGCCGCCUACGCCAAUGCUGGCAUCACCGACUUCAACAAAACAGCCUUUUUCGAGUUCCACGGAACAGCAACCCAAGCAGGCGACGCCGCCGAGAGUCAGGGAGCCGCGUCCGUAUUCUCGGCGAGCCGUUCUGCCGAGAAUCCACUCAUCAUUGGAUCUGUCAAGAGCAACGUCGGCCACUCGGAGCCGGCCGCCGGCUUGACGGGUCUAAUGAAGGCGGUCCUCGCCAUCGAGAACGGCGUCAUUCCAGGCAAUCCCACGUUCAUCAACCCCAGCCCCAAGAUUGACUUUGUUGGGAACAAGAUGAAGGCCACGAGAACGUUAAUCCCGUGGCCCACCGAUGCUCUACGGAGAGCCUCUGUCAACUCUUUUGGCAUCGGUGGCUCCAACGCGCAUGCUAUAGUCGAGGCGGCCAGGGCAGAGGAUUGUUCGAACCACGUAUACUCAUACCGCGACAAGGACGGAGACUUUACGCUGGACGACGACGACGACGACGACGACAAAGCGAAACAGACGUAUACCCUCGUCUUGUCGGCAAACGAUAGCGCCAGCCUCGCUGCAAACAUCCGAGCCUUCUGCGCCCAUCUCAUCAACCCCAACGUCAAGGUCGAUCUCGCGGACUUGGCGUAUACGCUAUCCGAGCGCCGUUCGCGAUUGUUCCACCGAGCCUUUGUAUCCACCAAAACGACAGAUAUUUACGAGAACCUCUUCACCACGGCCAAGAAGAGCCCCAAGACACCCAAGGUUGGGUUUCUGUUUACCGGCCAAGGAGCCCAGUGGCCUCGAAUGGGUAAGGCUCUGGUGGAUGCUGUUCCGUGGAUCCGUACCACGCUGGAAGACAUGGACAAGAUUCUUCAGUCCCUUCCCAACCCGCCCGAGUGGUCUCUCGUAUCCGAGCUGAUGGAACCCCGCUCCGCCGAACAUGUGCGCCAGCCGGACAUGGCGCAGCCGCUCGUAGCUGCGCUUCAAAUGUGUCUCGUGGAUGUCCUCAGGUCCUGGGGAAUCAAGCCGAGCUCUGUCCUCGGCCAUUCAUCCGGAGAAGGCGCCGCUGCCUAUGCUGCCGGCUGGAUGUCGCGCAGCGAUUGCAUCAAGUGCGCCUUCUAUCGCGGCCAGGCGGCGAAGAACAUCAGCGACCAGAUGGAGCGAGACGUUGGCAUGCUCGCCCUCGGUCUCGGCGCCGAGGCGGCGGCACCAUUCCUGGAGAAGCAUCGCGGCGAUGCGUUUAUCGCAUGCUACAACAGCCCCAGCAGUCUCACCAUCUCAGGCAGGCUCUCCGCGCUCGAUAGUAUCAGCGAGGAGGUCAAGGCAGCGGGAUACUUCGCGAGGGCCUUGUUGGUCGACAUGGCUUAUCAUACCCCGUUCAUGGCCGCCGCCGCCGAAGGGUAUCAGAAGCUCCUCGACAAGGACCAGGAAUUCGGGCGUGAAGACGGCUCUCAGUCCGGCAUCGCAAUGUUCUCCUCGGUCACCGGUCUGAAGAACGAGAUGACGACAGGGUCGACGUACUGGAAGAACAACAUGAUCUCUCCCGUCCGUUUUGACGCCGCGCUGGAGGAGAUGCUCAAGCAAGACUCUCCGGAUAUGCUGAUCGAGAUCGGCCCAGCCGGUGCUCUGGCCGGUCCCGUUUCGCAGCUACUCAAGUCCCUGGCCAACGCCGGGAACGUAUCGUACUGCACCGCUUGGAGUCGUGGUGCCAACGCCAGCAAGUCGUUAUUCGACGUCGCCGGCCAUCUCUUCGCUACAGGUGGCGACGUCGACCUGGCCCUCGUCAACCGGUACAACGACAAGAAGGUACGCACAGUCGUCGACCUACCCAACUACACGUGGAACCACGACGUCAAGUACUGGCACGAAAGCGCCGCCAGCAAGGACUGGCGGUUCAGAAAGUUCCCCGUCCACGACCUCCUGGGUAGCAAAGUGCUCGGCGCUCCCUGGCACACUCCCGUCUGGCGCAACCGCCUCAACGCUAGCAAUGUGCCGUGGAUCAUGCAGCACAAGAUGGGGGGCGAUGCCAUUAUGCCCGCGGCCGGCUACCUGACAAUAGCCGUAGAGGCCCUCUUCCAGAAAUUACGAGCUAUCGACCCCAAGGAGUGUCCUGCGACCCCCAACGAGCUCUGCUACUGUUUCCGCAACGUGCGCUUCCAGCGGGCCAUGGUGGUCGAGGAGGACAAGGACGUUCGCAUGAUGGUGACGCUGAACAAGGUCCCCGGCAGCGAUGACUGGCACGAGUUCCGCAUCUCGUCUACCUCGGAGGAGGACGUGACGGCGGAACACUGUUUCGGACUAGUCCGAACCCAAGACGCCGUCGACGAUGUCGCGCAGAACCUCACACCCCCCAAGUCCACCGCACCGGUGGAGCGCUGGUACAAGGCCACCCGGGAUAUCGGCAUGGGCUUUGGGCCCGUCUUCAAGCGAAUGCUCCAAGUCGAAUCCACCAGCGGCGUGCGUGCGUGUCGGGUGCUGCUCACGAUGGAGCCACCGGCCUCGGCGUACUCGCCUCAGUCUUACUACCCAGUCCAUCCGGCUGCUCUGGACGGCUGCUUCCAGACGCCCAUCCCGGCAAAUAUGGAGGGAGAGAUCGUCAACGUCCGGGAUGUCAUGAUUCCCACAAUCGUAGACGAGGUCGUCAUUAACAAGGUGCCGAAGCAACUCAACAAUGCCCUUGCCGAGGCAACAUCAGUCUACUCGGGACGAGGCCGACCAGACCAAGACAAGAGCUGGGUUGCUAGCAGCUCUGUUGUCGAUUCCCAGAGCGGUGCGUUGAUGGUUCGCAUCACAGGUCUUCACUAUAUCAAGCUAGACGUGCCUCCGACUCCGGAUCCCCACGUCUUUGACCAAGUCACUUGGGUUCCGGAUGUCUCCCUUCUGACGCAGGACCAGUUGCUGCAUCUUGACCCGGCCACGUCGGGCGAUCGACUCAACAGGAUAAUCGACCUCGUGGCUUACAAGAAGCCUGCCCUGAGAGUCUUGGAAGUCCAUCUCGACGAAGAAGACACUUCGUGCCUGUGGUUUGAUGCAGAAAACGCGGCCUACAGACAAGCUUACGCCCGGUACGACUUUGUUGCGUCAAGCAGCAAGCCUCUGGCAAGCGUUUCCGCCAAGCACGAGGGCAAGGAAGACAGCGGCUUCUCCCUCAUGCGCUUGGAGGAACAGGACCUCGGCCUCGAGUCUCCGGAGCCCUACGACCUGGCCUUGGUCAAGCUUUCAAAGACGUCUGUGGCGGAUGAUGUCUUGCGCAUCGUUCUGCCCCUUUUGUCGACCGACGCCUGCACGCUUGUGGUGCGUGGAAGUGAGGAGAACCAGGCGGUCGCGGAGCAGGCUGAGAUCACAGACGAGUCCGAGGAAUUUGAGCAUGUCACCAGCUCCGCAACCUCACAGACGGGGUCGGCGGCUACGCCUUUGCGAUCUUCCGGGUCGGACGACGGAAAAGGGUCCAGCUCCAUCGACUCGGCCAUCCUGGACCAUGAAGCCCUCAAGAUCGACAGCACCGCGGCUUCCAUCGAGCUCGGGGACAUGACUCAAGAUGGACGCUCUGCCUAUCUCUUGUCGUCGAUCGGGUCCUUCCUGGGCAACAAGUCCACCACACCGCGGACAAUCGUGGUCCCUCGCCUGAGCGGUGGCGGCGAUUCGGCUCUGACGGCCUCGCUUCGGUCAAGCCUCGAAUCGGCAGGAUGGCUCGUAGAGGAGCGUACAGCUCCGUUUCAACCGCUCGCAAAAGACGAAAUUGCUCUGGUGCUGGACGAACUGACGAGCCCGCUACUUCGACACGCCAAUCAAGACCAGUGGGAUGCCAUCAAGGCUCUGGUUAGCUCCGGCAACCCGGUCCUCUGGGUCACCAAGGGAGCGCAGUCGUCUGCUACCGACCCCGAUCACGCCCUCGUGUACGGUUUAUUCCGCGUGGCUCGUCGAGAAGACCAGGGCGCCAACCUUACCAUCCUCGACGUGCAGUCCAGCACGGGUCACGGGAUGGAGGCCGCCCUGGACAAGGUGCUCCGGCUGCUGGCCCAAGGAGCGAUGACGGAGAGUGAGGUGAUGGAGCGCGAAGGCAUCCUGCACAUCCAAAGGGUCGUCCCGGAUGUGCUAGUCAACGAGUUCAAACGCGCAGAGACGGAAGGCAUGCCGGUCGUCUCAAAGUCUUUCCACGGCAACGAGGUACAGGUCCAGCUCAGGGCCGAGCGACUGGGAACCCUCGAGGGCUUGACCUGGUGCGAGACGGAAUCACAAGAGCCUUCCAUUCUGGAGGAUCACAUUGAGGUAGAGAUCAUGGCUGUCGGUGUCAACUUCAAGGACGUCGCCGUCACCAUGGGCGUCGUGCCUGACAACGAAUACAGCCUCGGCUACGAGUGCGCCGGUGUCGUCCGGCGACUCGGCCCGGCGGUCAAGAAGUUCCGCGUCGGCGAUCGUGUUUGCAUGCUGAAGCAGGGAAGCCAUGCGAACCGCAUCCGCGUCCACAUCGAUCGCUGCCACGUCAUCCCUGAGACGAUGAGUUACGAGGAUGCCGCAACCAUUCCGUGUGUGUACUUGACGUCUCUUUACGCCUUGUAUCACUUGGCAAGCUUGCAAGAGGGCCAGUCUGUCCUCAUCCACUCGGCAACAGGAGGCAUCGGCAUCGCCUGUAUCGAGCUCGCCCGACAUAAACAGGCCGAGAUCUACGUGACCGUAGGUACAGAAGAGAAGCGCCAGUUCUUGGAAAGGGAGUACGGCAUCCCGAGGAGCCGCAUGUUCUCCUCUCGUAGCACAAAAUUUGCAGGCGAAAUUAUGCAAGAGACCAACGGCCGCGGCGUCGAUGUUAUUGUCAACUCUCUGAUCGGAGAAUUACUCGAUGCCUCUUGGAGAAUUCUCGCGGAUGGCGGCAUAAUGGUUGAGAUCGGCAAGAGGGAUAUCGUCAACCGUAACACCCUUGCUAUGGAGCCCUUUGACAGAAACUGUUCGUUCCGCGCUGUCGACCUCUCCUACACGAAGCACUUCAACGAACCGAUAGUAGCAAGGCUUUUGACUGAGCUCUUCAUUCUCAUCAAUGCUGGCCACAUCAGACCGAUCCACCCAGUCACCACCUACGCCUUUGAAGAUGUGCCCGCGGCCCUGGCCUAUAUACGGACGGGACGUCAUCUUGGAAAGAUUGUCAUCACGAACAAGUACGACAAGGAGAUCUUGGUGCCCACGCGCCCCGCCGUCAGGCCGCUGAAGCUAUCCCCAGACGUCUCCUACCUCAUCGUGGGCGGUUUGAAGGGCCUCUGCAGCACGUUGGCUGUGCAUAUGGCGCAGCACGGCGCUCGGCACAUUGUCGUCAGUAACCGCAGCGGCAUCAGCGACGAGGUGUCAGCCAAGGUUGUGCGGGACUGCAUGUCGUACGGAUGCCGGGUGACGGAGGCCAAGGGAGACAUUGGAAACGCCGAGUUCGUGAGAAGAUUGGUGCAAAAUACCUUCCCAAGACUGGGCGGAAUCGUUCAAGGAGCCAUGGCGCUUAAUGAUACGAGCUACGAGUCCAUGACCAAGGACCAGUACCGUGAUACCAUCUACGCCAAGGUCGAGGGCACCUGGAACCUGCACAAUGCGACCCAGGAGCUGUUGAAGCAGCCCCUCGACUUCUUCACCAUGCUCUCCAGUACCUCGGGUGUUGCAGGUCGGGUUGGCCAGGCCAACUACGCAGCCGCCAACACGUUCCUCGAUGCCUUUGCUAGCUGGCGACAGCGCCAGGGCCUGUGCGGCAACUCGGUCAACCUCGGACUCAUCGAGGACAUUGGGUACGUGGCAGAAGACGAGACGGGACUGGACGCCAAGAUCAACAGAGCCCAUUGGGUCCCCAUCUAUGAAGGGAUGCUGCGCCGCAUCUUUACCUACUCGGUCUUCCAGCAGGACCGGCACUCUCCGCUCAAUAAGGAGAGCAGCGCUCAGCUCGUGACGGGCAUCGCGUACCCCUACCCGCAGGACGGGUCCGACACGUCGCUCAACCCUCGCUUCAGCCACUUGUGCUCCUCCCGUGGCGCCGACCGCAAAGGCGCCUCGGACGGCGGCGAUGGCGGCGACGAUAUCGAUCAGGGCGUUCGGAAUCUGCUGUCGCUGAACAAGUCGGGCGUAGACAUUGCGACCUUGACCAAGGCGUGUACAGACGUCAUUUGUUUGCAAUUUGCACGCAUCUUGCGACUAGGUGACGCCGUCGAGCCCGGCAAGUCGCCCAUGUCGUACGGGCUCGAUUCGCUGUCGGGCGUCGAGCUGCGCAACUGGGUGCGAAACAAGCUCGAUGUUACGCUGAGUACGCUGGACAUUGUCAAUGCUACAUCCAUUCUGGCCCUGGUUGAGAAGAUUGUGGCCAAGAUGCUGGAGUAG
Molecule: messenger RNA, 7221 nt
Organism: Colletotrichum graminicola M1.001
Lineage: Eukaryota; Fungi; Ascomycota; Sordariomycetes; Glomerellales; Glomerellaceae
Product: beta-ketoacyl synthase domain-containing protein
Exons: 5
Coding region: 1-7221 (2406 amino acids)
Biological process (GO): fatty acid biosynthetic process; secondary metabolite biosynthetic process
Molecular function (GO): fatty acid synthase activity; oxidoreductase activity; phosphopantetheine binding
Source: RefSeq, a predicted model, not a curated record